CAAGCCUCUAUUUAUCCAGACAAAGUAAAUCUAACUCAGUAAAACUCUACUGCAACUGGAAAGCUUGAAAUCUUAGAAAGCUGGAAAGUUCAUAAUUGUGAGCUGGGGAAAGUAGUUCGCGCUCUCUUCUAGAGAGAAAGGUGCGAAAUCACAACAAGUCUGUGGAAAAAAUGUAAACUCUGAAAAGUUUAGAAAUAAAUUAAAGUGAAACCCAGCAUAGGAGAAGGUGGAGUUAAUAAUGGAGGACGAGGAGAAUUCUCAGGGUACUGAAACUCAUGUUUACAGGGUAGAGGAGUUCAAUACAGACCUUAGUUCUCCGUCUAGAUCUGGCAGUAAUAUAAACAAACAAUCCCAUAUUAUAGUUUCAUCCAACGGGAAUAUUAUUCCUGUAUCUUCUCAUGUUAUUGUUACAUCGGGGGGACAAUUUACUCUUUCAAAUAACAAAUCUAUAGAUCUCAUUGGAGAAGAGUUUGUCUCCAAGCUUAAGUCUGAACCUGAGCAGGAGGAAGAUAAAAGAUCUCCAGUAGUGAUGAGUAUUGCUUCUAUGAACACAGAAACCAACACAGUGAGUGCCGGAGGAGAGCAGAGUCAUCUUGUCUACUGUAACCUGAAUGAUCUAGAUCUCUCCGGGUCUGGAGAAACAUACAGUCUUGCUUCCCUUCACAGUCUGGCGGAGGCAAGCAGCACGGUUCAGCAGCAGGAGAGGAAUUCAUACUCUAACGUCUCUACAAUCCUUCUUCAGGGUGGAAUACUCCAGUUGAAGGGAGAGGGUGGAGGGGGACUGGUUUCUGGUUCUGGUCAAGAUCAGAUUUUAAUGACAGUCGAUUCUAAGUUUGGGAGCCCGCAAGACAGGAUGGUUCCAUCUACUCAGAUUGUUACUGUUGGAGAUAGUACACAGCACACCCGACCUCAGGAUGCUAUUGCAAGUAUUCUGGCGAGCAUGAACUCUCAGGGACUAGAGACAACUGUGAGCUCCGGGAACCCUGUAGAUUACAGCACAGCUGUUUCCGAGGUUGAUGAGGUCGUUACCCUGGAUCAACAACAUUUCGAGGACAGGAGGGAGGUCCUUCCCCUCAACCUCGCUACUACUAGUCCGUCGCAGGGAACUUUUAUUCAAACAUCACAAGGACUUCAGUUACACGGGAUAAAGAAGAUCGGACAGUCGACACCUGGAGGUCUAGUCACCAAAAAAGUAAUCAUCGCAACUAUAAAUGGGACCCAAAGAAUACUAACCCCUGUCUCAAGUCCGCAGAUUAUAUCUAUGAAACCCACUUCUCGAUUCUUGUCGGAUGGAACACUAGUGAACGGUUCGAGUCCUAUCAUGAUUCAGAAACCAGGUUUACAGUUUCACAAACCUAAACAGUAUAGUCCUCCCAUCCUAUCCUCCAGAUCUACAGACAAUAAAACAUGCUUGUGGAAAUUCGAGAACGGACAGGUGUGUGGAAAAGUAUUUACGAAAACCUACAACCUAACAGUGCACAUGAGAAUGCACCAGGAUAUCAGGCCUUUCCCGUGUUCGAUCUGUGAACAAACAUUUAGACAAAAGGCACACUUGCAACGCCACGAGGCAACUCAUGGUAUUGAUUCUACGGCUAACAGAAAAAGACGAAAGCGUCCAAUGAUAGACGAUUUUAACGAUAUAAACAGAAGAGCAGAUAAUGAAAGUGACGAAGAUAUGUAUCGGUCUUUUGGUGAGGUUAAACGGAAGUUUUCCGUCGGAACCAUGAAGAAUGAGGAGGAGGAGGAGGAUGAGAUGGAUGUUGAUCCAAUGAUUGAACCCAUCGACGGAUCUCAGAUUGAAAGGAAGCAGGUCUGCCCGGUGAAUGUCGGAACAAACACCGAGGUGACACGGCAUGAUGUAUCUGAUGAGAUAGAGGAGAGUAAUCUAGAACCUGUUAGAUACCGACCCAACCCGGCCAGUCGGGGAGUAGAACAAGGAGUUCAGUAUAGUGAGGAGGAUCUUAUUUUACCAGACUCAGGAUACCAGGAGAUGGAGAUGAAGUACUCUAGAUCUGAAGAGACUCUAGAGAAACAGGAGAUUCGUUAUAUCCAUCCUUCUAAAUCUGUUUUGAAAACGGAGGACGGAGUUGUGGAGGUCGGAGAGGACGAGGUCUAUUCUAGUCAACAGGUUUACUCAGUUCAACAAGGAGAGCUUGAAGAAACCCAGCUCAUCACACAAACCUCAGACGGAUCCUACAUAGAUACUUCAGGGAACCAGAUAGUGAUGUCCCAGGAUGGAGAACUCGUCGGUUUUGUUCCUGUUGAGGGGGAUCAGAGUCAGGUUGUAAAUAUCAGCACAACCACAAACGAGCACGGGCAGCAGGUUGUGAUCAUUGAGAACCUUCAUCAUCAUAGUCCUGAGCUACAGAGGGAGAUCAUGAACGCUCUUAUUUCAGACAGUAGUCUUGUUCCUCUCACUAAUUCAUAAACAGAUCUGAGUUCUCUCACAUAGUUAUUUAUUUCGACUCUAGAGUUGAACUAUUAGACCCAAUCUAAAAAUGAAUUAAAGAACAUUUGAUGAAUUCAAAGUGUUUAGAAGCUAAACCAAGAAAUCUAUGUUUUACAUUUUUGCCAAAUUGACUGAUUUAAAGUGACAUUGUUUUGUUUUGUUAAUUCAAGUCCUAGAACAAUUGUUAAGGUUUGUCUUUCUUAUUGUUAUUUUUCGUUGUUUCAGGUUCAGGUCUAUUUACUUACCUAAGCUAGGUACGAGGCCCUUGUACUUGCCUAGAAUAGGUACGAGGCCCUUGUACUUGCCUAGAAUAGGUCCAGGGUUCCUGUACUUACCUAGGAUUGGUUCAGGGUUCCUGUACUUACCUAGGAUAGAUCCAAGGUUCCUUUACUUACAUAGGAUAGGUUCAUGAUCCAUGACUUUCUGAAACAUACAGGGUUACCUACAAAGAAUAAGACUAUAAAGACGACCUAAAACUUUUGAAAUAUUUCGAUCCCAAGGUUAAAUCAAGCUUUCUGCAUUGAGUAUAGUUUUUAAUGGCUUACUCAAUUAUUUUGCAAAGAAAGAACCAAGUGUACGGUUGCCGGGAAUCAUAAAUGUAAGAAACUGACAGUAUAUUCGUCUCAUGAAGUCUCAUUCUUUGUAGGUAUUAUGUAACCCUGUAUAUUUACUAAUUUAAAAAAGGGUCUCUCUUACUUAACGCUAGUUUCGCCUUUAUGGACGUGCGUCCAGCAUGCCUAGAAAAUUAUUAUAUGUUCAAAAUAUAUUUAAUAUUAUGAAAUCAUAAAAA
Molecule: messenger RNA, 3239 nt
Organism: Eurytemora carolleeae
Lineage: Eukaryota; Metazoa; Arthropoda; Copepoda; Calanoida; Temoridae
Exons: 8
Coding region: 239-2428 (729 amino acids)
Cellular component (GO): nucleus
Source: RefSeq, a predicted model, not a curated record